UCGCUGCAGCCGUCAGCGGGCCGUCCGAGCUAGCCAUCAAUAUAGCGAUAUUUUCUUGUUUAUGCAAUAUCUGCUGCACGUGCGCGCGGGUGCAAGGUACGGUGGCGCGCAGACGCUCCGCGCGUCCCUCCCACCAACCACAGCCACCAACAACCGGAAGCGCCUGUGUCGGUGAGAGAGCUACAUGGCGAGACGAGCGACGGCUGCGGGGACGUUUUCGGCGAAGAUAAUUACCGUUCGCGCAGGGACAGGAAUAACCGCCGGGCUUUCAUUCUGACUCAUUUUCUGUAUGGAAGACCGAGCACAGCGGUGGGAACCGAAGGUGAGACGAGCUAACCGGGAUUGACCGUCACUCAGGCUCGAGCAGGCGGAGGCUUGGCCAUGCCCCCGGUGUGACAGUAGGUUAGCUGGUCCGGCUGCAGGAGCAGGAUGUCAAUAUGGCUGCCCAGCUGCUCGUUCCUCCUGGACUUGACAGCUUCCGGCCUUUCAUUCCCGAAUCCCUCGCUGCCAUCGAGCAGCGCAUCACAGAGGAGGCGGCCCGCCGUCCCAAAGGAGAAAGGCGCAGUGAUGAAGACGACGAGAAUGGGCCCAAGCCCAAUAGCGACCUGGAGGCGGGGAAAUCCCUGCCCUUCAUCUACGGGGACAUCCCAUCGGACUUGGUGUCUGUCCCUUUGGAGGACCUGGACACUUACUACCACGACCAGAGAACCUUUAUAGUAUUGAACCGUGGUAAGGCUAUAUUCCGCUUCAACGCCACGCCUGCCCUCUACAUCCUCAGUCCCUUCAACCCUCUGAGGAGAGCCGCCAUUAAAGUGCUGGUGCAUUCGAUGUUCAGUUUCGUGAUCAUGUGCACCAUUUUGACCAACUGCGCCUUCAUGACGCUCAGCAACCCUCCAGAAUGGGCCAAGAAUGUGGAGUACACAUUCACAGGGAUCUACACGUUUGAGUCUGUGAUUAAGAUCCUGGCACGUGGAUUCUGUGUGGGGAAUUUCACGUUCCUGCGAGACCCCUGGAACUGGCUGGACUUCAGUGUCAUCGUCAUGGCAUAUGUAACUGAAUUUGUGGAUCUGGGCAAUGUCUCUGCACUGAGAACCUUCAGGGUUCUACGAGCACUCAAAACUAUUUCAGUCAUCCCAGGCCUGAAGACCAUCGUGGGCGCUCUCAUCCAGUCAGUGAAGAAACUGUCGGACGUGAUGAUCCUAACUGUCUUCUGCCUGAGUGUGUUUGCACUAAUUGGCCUGCAGCUGUUCAUGGGGAACCUGCGGCAGAAGUGUGUGAGGAUUCCGCAGUCCAACGGCACUGAGGGCCUUGCCGACAGCAACCUGACCGCAGUGUUCAACCUCAGCGCAGACAAAGCACUCAAUACCUUUAACUGGACUCAGUACAUUCUCGAUGAGAGUAAUUAUUAUUUCCUCCCCAACCGCCGAGAUGCUUUACUGUGUGGGAAUGCUAGCGAUGCAGGGCAGUGUCCAGAAGGUUUUCAGUGCAUAAAGGCUGGACGGAACCCUGACUAUGGCUACACAAGCUUUGACACGUUCAGCUGGGCCUUCCUCUCCCUCUUCCGCCUUAUGACACAGGACUUCUGGGAGAAUCUCUAUCAGCAGACUCUUCGUGCUGCUGGAAAGCCCUACAUGGUGUUCUUUGUGCUGGUGAUUUUCUUGGGCUCCUUCUACUUGGUCAAUCUAAUCCUGGCUGUGGUGGCAAUGGCUUACGAUGAGCAAAACCAGGCUACCAUUGAGGAGGCCCAACAGAAAGAGGAGGAGUUCCAGGCCAUGUUGGAGCAGCUAAAAAGACAGCAGGAGGAGGCACAGGUUGCCGCGGCAGCAGCGACAGAGAGCGGCGAGUACAGCGGGAGGGGCGGGUUGUCGGAGGAGAGUUCCUCUGGGGGGUCCAGACUCAGCUCCAAGAGCGCCAAGGAGCGGCGGAAUAGGCGUAAGAAAAGAAAACAAAGGGAGGAGGAGGAGGAGAAGGCAGACCAGGAGAAGUUCCACAAAUCUGAGUCGGAAGACAGCAUCAGGCGAUCGGGAUUUCGCUUCUCCAUAGACGCUAACAGACUCUCCUAUGAGAAGAAGUGCUCCACCCCAAACCAGUCUCUGCUCAGUAUCCGAGGUUCUCUGUUCUCUCCAAGGAGGAACAGUCGUGCCAGUUUGUUCAGUUUUCGCGGUCGAGCGCGAGACUUCGGCUCAGAGAAUGAUUUUGCAGAUGAUGAGCACAGUACAUUUGAGGACAGUGACAGUCGUCGAGGAUCGCUCUUUGUGCCACGCCGCAUCGAGAGGAGAAACUCGACUGUCAGUCAGUGCAGCCUCGCUGCCCCCCGAAUCAUACUCCCAGCCAAUGGGAAGAUGCACUGCACCGUGGACUGCAAUGGAGUGGUUUCUUUGGUGGGUGGGACGUCUGUGCCUACAUCACCGAUUGGCCGAUUGCUUCCUGAGGGCACAACUACAGAGUCUGAAGCCCGUAAGAAACGUUCAGGGUCACAUCAGGCUUCUGAUUACCUGGAUGAUGCUGUAGCAAGAAAAAGAGCUAUGAGUGUGGCCAGUAUUCUCACAAACACCAUGGAGGAGCUGGAGGAGUCCAGGCAGAAGUGUCCUCCAUGCUGGUACAAAUUUGCCAACACCUUCCUGAUCUGGGACUGCUGUCCACAUUGGCUGAAGGUGAAGCGGAUUGUGAGCUUGGUGGUGAUGGACCCGUUUGUAGACUUGGCUAUCACCAUCUGCAUCGUCCUCAACACGCUCUUCAUGGCCAUGGAACACUAUCCCAUGACCAAAGAGUUCAACAGUGUGCUCUCUGUUGGAAACCUGGUGUUCACAGGGAUCUUCACAGCCGAGAUGUGUCUGAAGGUCAUUGCCCUGGACCCUUACUACUACUUUCAGGAGGGCUGGAACAUAUUUGAUGGCAUCAUUGUGAGUUUAAGCUUGAUGGAGCUGGGCCUGGCCAAUGUGGAGGGUCUCUCUGUGCUCAGGUCAUUCAGAUUGCUGAGAGUGUUCAAACUCGCCAAGUCUUGGCCCACUCUAAACAUGCUGAUCAAGAUCAUCGGGAACUCGGUUGGCGCCCUGGGCAAUCUGACCCUCGUCCUGGCCAUCAUCGUCUUCAUCUUUGCUGUGGUAGGCAUGCAGCUGUUUGGGAAAAGCUAUCGUGAAUGUGUGUGUAAGAUCUCAGAGGACUGCGAGCUGCCGCGCUGGCACAUGGUGGACUUCUUCCACUCCUUCUUGAUUGUGUUCCGUGUGCUGUGUGGAGAAUGGAUUGAGACUAUGUGGGACUGCAUGGAGGUGGCCGGCCAGACCAUGUGCCUCAUCGUCUUCAUGCUGGUCAUGGUGAUUGGCAACCUGGUGGUGCUAAACCUCUUCCUGGCCCUGCUGCUGAGCUCUUUCAGUGCUGACAACCUGGCUGCCACAGACGACGACAGUGAGAUGAACAACCUGCAGAUCGCCGUAGGCCGCAUCCAGAAGGGCGUCGCCCUGGUCAAGUCAGCCCUUCAGCAGUUCUUCCAGAGUGUGUUCCUGGCCGGUGGCAAGCCGGGGGCCCUGGAUGAGGAGAAACCCUUGGACGACCUUCACAGCGAUGGCAAGGAGAACUGUCUGGCCAACCAUGCUCCAGUGGCUGUCGACCUAGGCAAGGACUUCCUCAAAGAGGGCUGUGUGUCCCCUGGAAACGGGGUCGAAGGUCAUGUGAAGUACAGCAUUGAGGAAGGGGACUACAUGUCGUUUAUCCACAACCCCAGUCUCACUGUCACCGUGCCCAUCGCGGUGGGAGAGUCGGACUUUGAAAAUCUGAAUACUGAAGAUUUCAGCAGCGAUUCAUCCGAUGUGGAGGGCAGCAAAGAGAAGCUUCCCGUGGACACGGUACUCAGUUCAUCUGAAGGGAGCACAGUGGACAUCCGACCCCCCGGAGAGGGGGCUGAAUCAGUAGAGCUAGAACCUGAAGAGUCACUGGACCCAGAGGACUGCUUCACUGAAGGCUGUGUGAUGAGGUUUCAGUGUUGUCAGGUGGACAUAGAGAAGGGAAGGUGGAGAAGCUGGUGGACUCUGAGGAAGACAUGCUUUGUCAUUGUCGAGCACAACUGGUUUGAGUCCUUCAUCAUCUUCAUGAUUCUCCUAAGCAGUGGAGCUCUGGCAUUUGAGGAUAUCUACAUAGAGCAGCGGAAAACAAUAAAAACAGUGCUGGAAUAUGCUGAUAAAGUUUUCACCUACGUCUUCAUCCUGGAGAUGUUGCUGAAAUGGGUGGCGUAUGGCUUCGUCAAAUACUUCACCAAUGCCUGGUGCUGGCUCGACUUCCUUAUUGUAGAUGUUUCUUUGGUCAGUCUGGUCGCCACUGCUCUAGGUUACUCUGAGUUGAGUGCCAUUAAAUCACUGAGGACCUUACGUGCCCUGAGACCACUAAGAGCAUUGUCACGCUUCGAGGGCAUGAGGGUUGUAGUGAACGCUUUGCUGGGUGCCAUUCCCUCCAUCAUGAAUGUGCUGCUAGUGUGUCUGAUCUUCUGGCUCAUCUUCAGCAUCAUGGGCGUCAACCUAUUUGCUGGCAAAUAUUAUCACUGCGUCAACAGCACCACAGACGAACUCUUCCCCAUUGAUACGGUCAACAACAAGUCUGAGUGCAUGGCCCUCAAUGGCAGCGCUCGCUGGAAAAAUGUCAAGAUCAACUUCGACAACGUGGGAGCCGGGUACCUGGCCCUACUGCAAGUGGCUACUUUUAAAGGUUGGAUGGACAUCAUGUAUGCAGCAGUAGACUCUCGAAACGUGGAAGAGCAGCCAGACUAUGAAGUGAACCUCUACAUGUAUCUGUAUUUCGUCAUCUUCAUCAUCUUUGGGUCCUUCUUCACACUGAACCUCUUCAUUGGUGUUAUCAUCGAUAACUUCAACCAGCAGAAGAAAAAGUUGGGAGGUCAGGAUAUCUUCAUGACAGAAGAACAGAAGAAAUACUACAAUGCCAUGAAGAAGCUAGGCUCAAAGAAACCCCAGAAGCCUAUCCCCAGACCUACAAACAAGUUCCAGGGCCUUAUCUUUGAUUUGAUCACCAAACAAGCCUUUGACAUCAUCAUUAUGAUCCUGAUCUGCCUGAACAUGGUGACAAUGAUGGUGGAGACAGAUGACCAGACAAAAGAUAUGGACAAUAUCCUGUAUUGGAUUAACCUGGUCUUCAUUGUGCUCUUCACUGGUGAAUGUGUGCUCAAGAUGGUUUCACUGCGACAUUACUUCUUCACCGUCGGCUGGAAUGUGUUCGACUUUGUGGUCGUGAUUCUGUCUAUUGUCGGUAUGUUCCUCUCUGACGUAAUAGAGAAGUACUUUGUCUCUCCUACCUUAUUCCGAGUCAUCCGACUGGCUCGGAUCGGCCGCAUCCUUCGUCUCAUCAAGGGGGCCAAGGGUAUCCGUACACUCUUGUUUGCCUUAAUGAUGUCCCUACCUGCCCUUUUCAACAUUGGACUCCUCCUCUUCCUUGUCAUGUUUAUCUAUGCCAUCUUUGGCAUGUCCAACUUUGCCUAUGUGAAGCACGAAGCUGGCAUCGAUGACAUGUUUAACUUUGAGACAUUCGGCAACUCCAUGCUGUGCCUCUUCCAGAUCACCACGUCAGCUGGCUGGGAUGGCCUGCUGGCGCCCAUCCUGAACAAACAUGAGCCUGACUGCAACAAUAAGACCGAGCACCCGGGCAACUCAUAUCGUGGUGACUGUGGCAACCCCUCAGUGGGCAUCUUCUUCUUUGUCAGCUACAUCAUCAUCUGCUUCUUGAUUGUGGUUAACAUGUACAUUGCCGUCAUCCUGGAGAACUUCAGUGUGGCUACAGAGGAGAGUGCCGAGCCACUGAGCGAGGACGACUUUGAGAUGUUCUACGAGGUGUGGGAGCACUUCGACCCCAAUGCCACACAGUUCGUGGAAUAUGACAAGCUCUCCGACUUUGCAGACUCCCUGGACCCGCCACUGCGCAUCCCCAAACCCAACAAGAUCCAACUGAUUGCCAUGGAUCUGCCCAUGGUGAGUGGGGACCGCAUCCACUGCCUGGACAUCCUGUUUGCUUUCACCCUGCGAGUCCUUGGAGAGGAGGGCGAGAUGGACGCACUGCGUGGUCAGAUGGAGGAGCGUUUCAUGGCCUCUAACCCCUCCAAGGUGUCCUAUGAGCCCAUCACCACCACGCUGCGCCGCAAGCAGGAGGAGAUGUCUGCCAUUGUCAUCCAGAGAGCCUUCCGGCGCUACCGAAUCCGGCUCACCGUGAAAAAGGCCUCAGACAUGUACCGGCAGAGGCUGCAGGAAGGCAGCGAGCAGCCACCCGAGAAGGAGGUGCUUGUGAUUGGCAAGUUCCAUGAGAACUCAGCAUCUGACAAGACAGACAUGACCCCGUCCUCAGCCUCACCGCCCUCCUACAACAGUGUGGCCAAGUCAGAGAAGGACAAAUAUGAAAAGGAGAGGCGCGAAAAAGAGGACAAUGUGAGAGACAAUGCACGUGAGGGGAAGAAAUGAAAGGCAUUUGAAAGGUUCGCACACAAGCGAAGGGAAAGACCAAAAUGGGAGACUUUGCUGUUUCAAUGAGACACUGUUUACAGAUCCAAUGAAGAAAUGGGGUGUGGACUUCCUUGCAAGGUUUUGGGACCCAUGCCAAACAGAGCAUGUGUGUGUGUGAUGGAUGUGUGUGUGUGUGUGUGUGUGUGUGUGUGUGUGUGUGUGUGUGUGUGUGUGUGUGUGUGUGUGUGUGUGUGUGCGCGCGCAGAGACAGUCUAGUGUGUCUGUAAUGAGAAGGUUCAUAUAAGGACAUGGACACACAAACACAUGCUCCCUCACACUUACGAGUGUGACUGUGACUGUUAAGAAAGACUCUGGUAUGGAACAGAAUGGUGUAGAGCGAAGGUCGUGGGUUUGUCUUUUCAUUUCGAGUGUUGUGAAACAAUCCUGAGGACUAUAGGAAACUGUUACACGGUCAUCAGUAGCUAGUACUGCCACUACCACUGGUGUCCUUUGAAUUGAAUAGCGUAUUAUUAUAUACCUGCACAUUUUUGUUACAUUAGCUCAUUUUUUUUAAAAAAAAAAAACACCAUGUUGAAAUUUUCUAGUCAUAAGUUUGAUUGUGUGAACUGUCAUCAAAGGACAAAUAUGUCGAAGGGUAGGAUAACACAUGAUAUCAGUUACAUGUGGAACAAAAAAAUUAAAGACAGGAACCUCUGUUGGUUCACUCUGGAGGUUCUACAAUCUCCUCAUUGUGAGCACAACAUGGUUUUGAGGUUCAGGAGAUUCACUGCCUCUGGGAAAGCAGGAAUGUUUUACAUAAACAUAGCUAGACAUGUAUUGCUGCGCUGCCUUAUUUAACAAAAAAAAAAAAGACAAAAAAAAUAUGUAACACGAUUCUAGAGUACGUGAGUGAAGGUCAAAUCUCAAGAACCAA
Messenger RNA from Pygocentrus nattereri (red-bellied piranha), 7365 nucleotides. It is a transcript of the gene scn1lab, whose product is annotated as sodium channel, voltage-gated, type I like, alpha b. Bases 438 to 6449 code for a protein of 2003 amino acids. Gene Ontology annotation, molecular function: voltage-gated sodium channel activity; protein binding. Gene Ontology annotation, biological process: membrane depolarization during action potential; sodium ion transmembrane transport; neuronal action potential. The record is from RefSeq and is a predicted model, not a curated record. NCBI's taxonomy places the organism in Eukaryota, Metazoa, Chordata, Actinopteri, Characiformes, Serrasalmidae. The transcript has 27 exons. Gene Ontology annotation, cellular component: axon; voltage-gated sodium channel complex; plasma membrane.